This is a messenger RNA of Prosopis cineraria, 734 nucleotides long. RefSeq names its product organelle RRM domain-containing protein 6, chloroplastic-like. NCBI's taxonomy places the organism in Eukaryota, Viridiplantae, Streptophyta, Magnoliopsida, Fabales, Fabaceae. Gene Ontology annotation, cellular component: chloroplast. Gene Ontology annotation, molecular function: RNA binding. Bases 61 to 570 code for a protein of 169 amino acids. The transcript has 4 exons. The record is from RefSeq and is a predicted model, not a curated record. Gene Ontology annotation, biological process: chloroplast mRNA modification; cytidine to uridine editing.
AUCCGAACUUUGGGAAGGCUUCGCCGGUUGGGUUCCUAAAGCUCAGUUCUCAGAGAAGAAAUGGCAGCCACUGUUGCAGCGACUACUCUAGUAACUUCGUUGCCCGUUUCUUUCAGCAACAAGAUUCUGAGAAACACAAUUUGUGUGGUUAACAUUCGAAGCAAGAGAAAUUUCCCUUCCUCAUCAUCACUCAGAAAUGGCUUCUCCUUCGUGUUGGCGUGUCUGCCUCAUCCUCCUGCUUCUCAAUCUCCAAUUUCAUCUUCCGAUACCAAACCCACUUCUUAUCUUUCAACUAAGCUCUACGUCAGUGGGCUAUCUUUUCGCACAACUGAAGAGAGCUUGCGAAAUGCCUUUAAGAAAUUUGGUGAACUUGUGGAAGUCAACCUCGUGAUGGAUAAAAUAGCAAAUAGACCAAGAGGAUUUGCCUUUCUUCGUUAUGCAACUGAAGAGGAUUCUCAGAAGGCUAUUGAUGGAAUGCAUGGGAAGUUCUUGGAUGGUAGGGUCAUAUUUGUGGAAGUCGCAAAACCAAGAUCAGAGUUGCGCCAAAGGCUUAACCAAAAACCUAGAUAGGAAUUAGCAUCAAGAGAAAUAUGCACAAUUCAAUGAAUUCAUGUUUACGUCUUAUUGUGUUAUAUGCUGCAGAGCAGAGACACAUAAUUAACCCUGGGCUAAUUCCUCCUACGGUCCUACCUUUUACUUGACGGUAAUAUAUGAGAGAUGCCUGCUUGAUGAAA